Messenger RNA from Penicillium egyptiacum, 2463 nucleotides. The record is from the annotation of a GenBank genome assembly. Lineage: Eukaryota; Fungi; Ascomycota; Eurotiomycetes; Eurotiales; Aspergillaceae.
AUGGAUCGGAAUGUGGCGACCCCUAUGUCGGAUAUCUCCGCAGAGCCCUCUGUCGCCUCGCUGGAGAGUAUGAACGAUGUGCGGCCCCAGGCGAGCAGAGUUGCAUCUACUGCGUCCUAUGACGGUUCUGCGAGGCACCGACGACGAAACCCAAGGUCAAGGCGUCCGGUGAAGGAAACACUGGACGCCCGCUCCUCCUAUUACACGAGCCGAGAUGACGGUACCGCAGAACAUCGCAUCAACCAGUAUGUGAUCAAACAGGAGAUCGGACGUGGAUCGUUUGGGGCUGUCCAUCUGGCUGCAGAUCAGUAUGGCAAUGAAUAUGCAGUCAAAGAAUUCUCCAAGUCUAGACUAAGGAAACGUGCGCAGUCGCAUAUGUUGCGAAGACCGCGGGGUCCGAUUCGGGGAGGAACGGAUUUCAACUCGCCAUUACAUCGCCAUCCUUCCGGUGACGACACUGAUACAGCACAGAAUCCCUUAUAUCUGAUCAAGGAGGAAAUUGCAAUCAUGAAGAAACUGAACCAUAACAAUCUGGUGUCAUUGAUCGAGGUCUUGGACGAUCCGACAGAGGACUCGUUGUACAUGGUGAUGGAAAUGUGCAAGAAGGGUGUCGUCAUGAAGGUCGGUCUGGAAGAGAAAGCAGACCCGUAUGAUGACGAGCAAUGUCGAUGUUGGUUCCGUGAUCUGAUCUUGGGGAUCGAGUACCUGCAUUCGCAAGGUAUUGUCCAUCGAGAUAUAAAACCGGACAACUGUCUGGUGACCAACGACGACAUGCUGAAAGUGGUCGACUUUGGUGUAUCGGAGAUGUUUGAAAAAGAUUCAAACAUGUUCACUGGCAAGUCAGCUGGGUCACCAGCAUUUCUCCCGCCAGAGCUGUGCGUGGCCAAACAUGGUGAUGUAUCCGGAAGGGCGACGGAUAUCUGGUCCAUGGGAGUAACUCUAUAUUGUCUGCGAUAUGGAAGGCUGCCCUUUGAGAAGCAGAGCAUCUUCGAGCUGUAUGAUAGUAUCAGGGGAGAUCCCCUGGUCUACGAAGAUGAGUCAGAUGAAGUAUUCAAAGAUCUGAUAGGACGGAUUCUCGAGAAAGAUCCAGAAAAACGGAUCGACAUGUUUGGUUUACGAGAACACCCCUGGGUAACGAAGAAUGGGACGGAUCCUCUGCUGCCAUUUGAGGAGAACACGUCACAAAUCAUUGAGCCACCGACAGAGGAGGAGAUGAACUCGGCCAUUACAAGAAAAAUGGGACAUCUUGUAACCGUGAUGAAAGCCGUUCAAAGAUUCAAGCGACUAACCGAUCCCACCAAACCACAAUCCCCCAUUCAAAGUACGUUCGGUAGCAUUCUGGGCGGAGACCACGAGGCCUUCCUCGUCGAGCCACCAGAGGAAAUGGACCCAGACGAACCCUUCCCAACAGUGGGAGCGGCUCUAGAGACACACGACCCCCAUGACAUGCGCGCGGGCAUGCGCAAGAACUUCCCCCGGCGUCCUUUCGCUGGGUUCCGAGAUGACGCCGGAGUUCUCGGGUCUAGCGAUUCAGCCAGCUUUUCAUCCCGGCCAGAGCACAGCCCGAGCGGCAGCAAAAUGCCCAGCGGCGUGUUCGAGCCCGAACGAAAAGACUCCGGCUCUAUCCGCAGCUGGGGGUCGACGGCUCAACCGGAUAUCGGCAACGAAGCUCAAACCCACUCCCAAUCGGCAUCGCCUCGUAUCCCCCUUUCGCGAGCGAGCUCGGCUAGAACUAAGCGCAGUAUGGAGGGGACGAGAGGGCAUGCCCGUGAUCCGCUGGAGGAGGAGUUCCCCUACCUCUUCAUUGGGCCAUCUACGUACAACGGCUCCUCGCAGCAGGAUGCCGUUCUUAGUGACGAGCCGGUCUCCAUCUUGCAAGAGCCGGGACAUUCAAUUGAUCCUUCUGACCAGAUGGAAGAUGAUGAGCCGGUACAGUUCGUUAGUGAAUCGCCCGGCGCUGCAGAUUUCAAUAUCUACGAGACGGCGUACAGGAAGGAACUAGACCGGAUCAAGCACAACCUGAAAGACCGCGACACCGGCCGGAAGGUCUACCUGACUCGCUUUGUUGAGAAAAAUAGCGCCGAAGUGUUGAAAUUAUCCAAAGAGAAGGAGUUAGACCUUCAGAUGGGGGAUGACUUCACUCCUUCUCCUUUGUCGAGAACACCAUCAGGCUUCGGGUCUGCAGUCAGUGCACUGCGCUCGCAGAUUCUGCAGAAAAGACAAGCCGAGGAGCCGGAGGAACAGGGGGGUGAUGCAAGUAAAGAUAAAGAUUACUCGCAGAACCGCGAGCCUCAUCCUCAUCCUCCGAAACGCCUGUCGGUUCCAUCCCAAUCUAUACCGGAGCCCGAAUCGUCUUCUCUAGACGCGAUGGGUGUCUCGACUACGGAGGAGAAUGGUGAUUCCAAGGCACAGCUGCGGCGAAUUCUUGAUCGAGUUCGUGGAAAGUCCGAUGGUGCAGAGUGA